Molecule: messenger RNA, 2463 nt
Organism: Calliphora vicina (urban bluebottle blowfly)
Lineage: Eukaryota; Metazoa; Arthropoda; Insecta; Diptera; Calliphoridae
Product: venom dipeptidyl peptidase 4
Exons: 6
Coding region: 78-2312 (744 amino acids)
Biological process (GO): proteolysis
Cellular component (GO): plasma membrane
Molecular function (GO): serine-type peptidase activity; dipeptidyl-peptidase activity
Source: RefSeq, a predicted model, not a curated record
GCUCACACUUGUACUCACUAGUUGCGUUAGUCUGUUAAGCAACGUCGUACUGUUAAGAUCGUUUCUCUUCAGGCGACAUGCACUUCAAUAUAAUUUUGGCAUUUAUUGCCAUUUAUGGUUUAAGUGUUUCACAAGCGGGUGUCGUUAAAACAAAAACUCAUCAGCAAAAACAGCCCUGGAAAUUAAUAGAAGCAAUUAGAGCAACUUCACAGAUACGCGGCUUUAAUGGGACUUGGAUAACAGAUGAUGAAUUUUAUUACACCUCCACCGAUAGAUCAAUUCACAAAUUUAAUGCUGCCAACAGCAGUGACUCGAUCUUUGUUACCUCCGAUUUUUUGAAUAUUUACAAUCACAGUAGUUCCUUUAAAUUAUCGCCCGACAACACCAAGAUUCUAGUACGUUAUGAUGUUGAGGAGGUCUUCAGACAUUCUUUCAUUGCCAAAUACGAUGUAUUCGAUAUAGCCACCCAGAGGUCUAUACAUAUACAUAAUGGUGAAAAAUUGCAAUUUUGUGCUUGGUCCCCCAUUAAGGAUCGUUUGGCCUAUGUCUACAAUAACAAUGUUUUUAUUCACUUUGGAGAAAAUUUGGAAGUACAAAUUACAUCGGAUGGUAUUGAUGGUGUUUUCUAUAAUGGCAUACCCGAUUGGGUUUACGAGGAGGAGGUUUUGAGCAGUGGUUCUGCCAUGUGGUGGUCAGAUGAUGGCAAUUAUUUGGCUGUGGGUGUUUUCAAUGACACCAAUGUGGAAACCUUUAAAUAUUUCCUUUAUGGUGAGGCAAACGAUCCAGAGUAUCAAUAUCCCAAAGAGGUGGAUUUGAAAUAUCCCAAACCUGGCACCAAUAAUCCGGUGGUGGCCUUAAGAGUUUUCGAUUUGAGCAUUGAUCCCAGCUAUGUGACAAUUAGGGCUCCCGUGCAGGUGGUGAGCGAGGAUCAUAUUUUACAAAGUGUAGCCUGGACUAGUGAUCGCAAGUUAUUGAUCACCUGGUUGAAUAGACGUCAAAAUAUUGCCAGUCUACAGUUGUGCAGCGUGUCGGGUGGAUGUGAGGAGGUGAAACGUAUUGAAGAGCCUAAAGGCUGGGUUACCAUUGGCAAUCCCAUAUGCUUGAAGCAAAGUGAAAAUUGUCUAUUUAGCUACUGGAUUGAUAAUUGGUAUCAAGUUUGGAAUUUAGAUUUGAAAACGGGACAAAAUAAGUGGAAUUCUUUGGGAGAGUUCACGGUGUUGAAGGUAUAUGGUUAUGAUGAGAGCAAUGAUAAAAUUUACUACCAGGCCACCUUAAGUUCCGAUCCCUCCAUUUAUCAUGUCUUUAGUAAUAAAGAUUGCUUAACCUGUAACUUGACUGAUGUGGAUGGUGAGAAAUGUCUUUCGGCUUCUGCCUCCUUCAGUAAAAGCUUUUCCUACUACACUGUUUCCUGCAGUGGACCCAAUCCCAGUUUCACGAAAAUUUUCGCCACUAAAACCAAUACCGAAGUGAAGAACUGGGAAGCUAAUAGCGCCUUCCGCGCCAUGCUAUCCACAAAACUUAGACCAACAACUGAUUUUAUGAAAGUUCCUUUGGCUGAUGGUACCUGGGGUAUAGCCAAGCUGCAAUUUCCUCCCAACUUGGAUGUCAACAAAAAAUAUCCCAUGAUUAUCUAUGUCUAUGGUGGUCCAAAUUCGGUGAGAGUUACCAAUAGUUUUGGUGUGGGCUUUGAUGCCUACAUGACCACCAAUCGUCAGGUUAUCUAUGUGCAAAUUGAUGGCCGUGGUACGGGUAACAAGGGCAAGGAUUUAUUGUUUUCGGUCAACAAUCAUUUGGGUGAAUUUGAGGUAGAAGAUCAAAUUCAUGUCACAAAAUAUUUACAAAACAAAUUCGACUUUGUGGACAAAGAUCGUUGUGGUAUUUGGGGUUGGAGUUAUGGUGGUUAUAUGACCGCCCGCACCUUGGCCAAUGAUACCGAAAGAGUUUUCCAAUGUGGCAUUUCAGUGGCUCCAGUAACAUCCUGGUUAUACUAUGACACCAUCUAUACCGAACGUUAUAUGGGUUUGCCUUCAGAGAAUUCAGAAAAAUAUUUGGAUACCAGUGUCUUGCUGCAAGUGGAAAAUUUCCGUAAUCAUGAUUUCAUGCUGAUUCACGGUUCGGGUGAUGAUAAUGUCCACUACCAACAGUCCUUGAUGCUGGCCAAGGUUUUGCAAGCCAACGAUAUUUUGUUUGAGGAAAUGACUUACACCGAUGAAAACCAUUCCAUUGGCAAUUUCUUGCCUCAUUUGUACAACACUAUGGAUCAUUUCUGGAUUAAUUGCUUAAAUUUGGAUGUUGAGGAGGAGGAAGACUAAUUUAAGUUUUUAAGUUUUAGUCUUAUUUUUGAUAAAUAUUUAUAGUAUUUCCUAUUUUCCUUGAAAUGUUUAUACAAUUUUACACUUAAUUAUUUAAAUUUUUAAUUAUAAUUUAAUGCUAAAGUAAAGAUGAUAUUUUGUAAAGUAAAAA